CCUGGUGAGUUCAUUAAAAAAAAAUGUGGUAAUGUCGGUGUAUGAAUAGAGCUUAUGUCGUACGAAAGCUGUAAAGAAAUGACAUCAACAGAAGAACUUUUUAUACAAAAAAAAGAAAGAAGAAGGCUUUACAAUGAUAAUAUACGUUGUUUUCCCGGAGAGAUUUUAUUUAUCAGUAGGACCGCAUAUUACAACUGUUAUAUUAUAAACCAUGCAUGUAAACAUAAUCGACCUACCUCAUGAUGAUACAUGAAGCAGUCACCUAAGACCUUUUAGGCUCUACAAGGGAAUUAAAUCCCCCCGACGACUUUUUUUUUCAGACGGUUGUAUCUCCCUUUUUCUUUCUCUAUUUUUCUUUUUUUUUUCAGAUAAACCGGGGGCUAGACAUGGAAAACGACGACCAACUUCAAACGAACUCGUAUGUAUGGAGUCAAAGUAACGACCAAGUGACUAUCUCAUUUCUGGUGCCUGAGUCAGCCAAAGCCAAAGAUUUAGAUAUCACUAUCGAAAGACAAUAUCUCAAAGCAGGUCUCAAAGGAGAAGAGCCUGUGUUCCAGGCUAAAUUAUUCCAACCAAUAAACCACUUUGAUUCACUCUGGCAAUUAGAAAAGAACAGUAUGUCACCAUUUUCUUCGCUUACUGCCUCACCCAGUCUUUCAAUUGCAUCUUCUUAUGCUUUCAUGUCAUCACCUAAUCACUCACCUAAUUCAUCCAUGAUUUUACCCGCUGCUGCCGAUACGACUGGUAUGUCUGAAAUGUCUGAUCUUUUGACCGGUGCACCUUCCUCUUCCUCCCCUCCCAUGUCCGAGGCAGACGAUAUGAUUUCUCAACCCAACUCGCCUACUCUACUUCAUACACCUCCUUCUAUCGCAACACCACCUCACUUGAAGAAACCAAAGUACAGAAUCUUGACGAUUCAUUUGGAAAAGGAAGAGGAGCUGGAUUGGGCUGUGCCUGUUGCAGGUGCUCAUCAUAAAGCAGAGAUCAUGGAUAUCACUUCUUGUUAUUUAUUGGCUCAAUGGUUUGAAUCUCGUAUGGGAAACCUCAUUAAAGCACUUGAAUUGUUCACUUCUGCUGCAGAAAGAGGCCAUACACAAUCCAUGAUUAAAGCAGCUGUUAUUUACGAGACAAAUAAGGAAACUUCAACCGCCACCAAGAUUCCAGAAAAAGACAGUAAAAAGGCAUUUGAGUGGUACAAGAGAGCUGCUGACUGCAUAGAGCAAGAUUCUGGAACAAACUUGAGUAAUGGGCCUGACCCACUCGCAUGUUAUAUUGUUGGUACAACCUAUGGAAGUGGAUCGGAAGAAGCAGAUGUAGAAAAGGAUUAUCAAAGUGCGCUUUAUUACUAUAACCGCUGUAUGACCAUCACAGCACCACGCAUCGAUAUCGAUUUCUCCUUGUUGGAUUCAGGCGAUAUUUUGCCCAGAAACCAAUUACGUAGCCAUCCUCCUCAUACACACGAUGAACGUUAUUUCUGUAGUUCUGCUUUCCAAACCGGUUUGAUUUAUUUGUAUGGAUCACAACCUGAAGGAGAAACAGUGCGUUCUUGCACACACGUCGAAGUGGAUGCUGAUUUGGCUAUUCGUUAUUGGAAGGAGGCUGCUAUGCUUGGUCAUGCCCAAGCCUGUUUCAAUAUCGGUAUUUUGUAUGCCAAUGGUAUGGGUGUUGAUCACGAUCUUUGGUUGGCGGGCAAAUGGUUCGGAAGAGCAAAGAAAUUGGAUUCUACUGGCAGUUUAGUACCUCCUGUAGGAGUUGAGAUCGUUGACUGGGACAUGACUAAAGAGCAAGAACAAAAGCAACAAGAACAAGCUUCUGCCGAUAAAAAGAAGAAGAAGAGAAAGGUGAAGCGUUCUAAUAGUAAGAAAUCGACCAAAUCAGACUCUGAGUCCGGCGAUGAUGUAUUAGGUGCUAUUGUGGCGCUUGGCUCUGUUAUUACCGUGGCUGGAAUCGCAUGGUAUUUAUAUACGAAAGGAAACAAGAGUCACUAAAGUAAAUAUAAAUAAUAAAAAAAAUAAAAAAAAAAGUUUAUUAAUUUGUAACAACAA
Messenger RNA from Mucor mucedo, 2045 nucleotides. RefSeq lists its product as uncharacterized. NCBI's taxonomy places the organism in Eukaryota, Fungi, Mucoromycota, Mucoromycetes, Mucorales, Mucoraceae. Gene Ontology annotation, molecular function: protein binding. The transcript has 4 exons. The record is from RefSeq and is a predicted model, not a curated record. The coding region runs from base 387 to 1988 and encodes 533 amino acids.